This is a messenger RNA of Acaulospora colombiana, 1666 nucleotides long. The record is from the annotation of a GenBank genome assembly. Lineage: Eukaryota; Fungi; Glomeromycota; Glomeromycetes; Diversisporales; Acaulosporaceae.
AUGACCAUGCAAGACCCUCGAGCGGAAUCUUAUAUGGAACGUCACGAUUUAAAAAACUUGCUCAACGAACUCGAAGGUGGACUGCGGCGUCACCAACCGAACGAUCCCCUGGACUAUAUUGUUGGUUGCGUGAGAUCUGUUCAGCAAGUAAAGAGGGAGUCGAAGGAGCCGCCUUUUUACUCGGUAACCGCCUGUUUCUUUUUGUCUGUGCCCGAGCACAGUGUCACUGUUUCAUGCGCUACCCUGCUCCCCCACCCUCCGACAUAUUUCAAACUCUUUGAAGACUACAACGCUCAAACUUUCAACUCGAUUGGUGUUGUAAACGCUCAGCAUAACGAAUUUGCCUCGCCCGAUCAUCCUACCGGACCUAGCAAUAAAAAGCGCCAACGUUCUGAGGACACAUUCAUGGAGGUCCGAACUCCCCCCUACUACACUUCCGGUUCGAACUUUGAUCAGCACGUUCCUCAUCAGCAUUUUGAAGAAGAUCAAGGUCAGCGUCGCCCUAUUCUGCCCCCCUCACCGCCAAAUACUUUGUCAACUCGAUUCUUUCGCAAUCACACCGCUUCCGUGGGAAGGCGCCGCCGCAAUUCCGUGAGCGCCGAGUCCAUCAGACCGUCAGACGAUCCUAAUGAUCGAAAGAUCAUUCCAAAAUCUGACGAAGUCAGGAGACGCAUCGAGGAUGCGAUCCUUCAAAACCUGUUAUUCAAAAACCUUGAUCGUGAAACCAAACGGCAAGUGGUGGAUGCAAUGUCCGAGGUCAUGGUGCGGAAGAACGAUGUCAUCAUCACGCAAGGCGAUGUGGGCGACAACUUCUAUGUCAUCGAACACGGUCUUUUUGGAAUAUAUAUUGACAACCAGUUUGUUCUCGAGAUUGGUAACGGCAAUAGUUUCGGGGAACUCGCUCUGAUGUAUAACACUAAUCGCGCUGCCACCGUGAAAGCGAAGACCGACGGAAUUCUCUGGGCGCUUGACAGAGUUAGUUUUCACAAGACGAUCACCAACAUCAUGUAUAAUAAACGAAAGACUUACGAAGUCUUCUUGAGGUCCGUUUCAUUCCUCACCUCGUUAAGUCCGUCGGAGAUCACGAAACUCGCCGACGCCCUAGAACCUGAUGAAUACGAGGAUGGUAAGGCAAUUGUUACUCAAGGUGAAGCUGGUGAUUACUUUUACAUCAUCGAAAAAGGGCGCGUGAGCGUAAGUAAAAUUAGUGAACAUGGGGUCAAACAAUGCUUACCGGAAAUCUGCGAGGGUGGUUAUUUUGGAGAGCUCGCCCUUCUCGAGGAUCAACCGCGUAGGGCAACCGUCGUUGCACAGGGUCACGUUCGCGUUGCUGCACUCAAACGCGACGCAUUUGUCCGACUCUUGGGCCCUGUCAUGGACAUUCUGAACAGAAAUGCCCAAGCAUAUAAUAUGAAUGCCGAGAAUAAUAACUACCCCACCCGUCACGAUUCUUCAUAUUCGCCCGUACCUGAACGUCCUUCAGGAUCACUUAACGAUGUUAGCGUACCGAAUCAAAGUGGUGGCAACGAAAGUAUGGCCAUUGACGAAGAUUAUCAUUCGACAACCUCAACCGAAUCAUCACGUACAAAAAUCAAGAGAAGCGGAUAUAGUGGGGCUGGUGGUGUCGACGUCAAAAUAUGCAUUUAUAAGGUAAUUGGACGUUACG